This is a messenger RNA of Penicillium macrosclerotiorum, 1878 nucleotides long. RefSeq names its product ABC1 kinase family protein. Gene Ontology annotation, biological process: lipid homeostasis; mitochondrion organization. The record is from RefSeq and is a predicted model, not a curated record. The coding region runs from base 1 to 1878 and encodes 625 amino acids. Gene Ontology annotation, cellular component: mitochondrial inner membrane. NCBI's taxonomy places the organism in Eukaryota, Fungi, Ascomycota, Eurotiomycetes, Eurotiales, Aspergillaceae. The transcript is spliced from 4 exons.
AUGAGCGCAGCACUCCGCGUGCCGCUGCGGGCCUUGGUCAAGCCCGCCACGGUUAUCGGACAAACAUCCAUAGCCUCGACCUCCGGCGCCGCAUUCCAACACGCUAGAAAAUCACAACUGCGCACGUCACUUACUUCGUGCAGAUACAAUAAUCAGUCAUGGAGUCGCCAGCAGGCUGAAACCAGCUUGAUUAUUGCCUCUCGAAACCGGUACUACUCCACGAGUACCUCGCCACUUCUUUCCACUGAACCUCAAAGCCAGUCAAUUCACGAGACGGGAAGAAAGAUUAGCUCAAAGCCGUUGUCGCGGAGAGCAAUUAAAUAUCUCAUCGUCUUGGGCGCACUUGCUGUGGGUGCAUUGGCAUUCUCUGACAAUGUGAAGCACGUCUAUGGAGCGGCGAAGAGAAGCGGUCGCGUUGUCGGUACUCUCGCCGUCUGUAUAAAUGAUUAUCGUGUCACCCUCAAGCAAGAAGCCUCCACUCCCGAAGAUCGUGAUGCCCUCAUCCGUGCAUGCCACAAACGCUGUGCAGAGCGCACGCUGCGUGUAUUAGAGAAGAAUGGAUCAAUUUUCAUCAAGCUUGGACAACACCUCAGCAGCAUGGGUUAUCUACUCCCUGUUGAAUGGACCACAACUUUCGUUCCGCUCCAAGACAAAUGCCCUGUUUCGUCAAUCGAGUCGAUUGCCGAGAUGUUCGUCAGCGAUACUGGCCAGACCAUCGAUGAACUUUUCAGCUCUUUCGAGCCACUUCCUACCGGUGCCGCUUCGUUGGCGCAGGUGCACAUUGCCACAUUGAAGGAAACCGGCCAAAAGGUCGCCGUUAAGGUCCAGCACCCUGCUUUAGCCGAGUGGGUUCCGUUGGAUCUUGCUUUGACUCGCUUUACUUUCUCCAUGCUCAAGCGCUUUUUCCCGGAAUACGAUCUGGAAUGGUUAUCUAGGGAAAUGGACCUGUCUCUUCCCAUAGAGUUGGACUUCCGUAUGGAGGCUCAGAAUGCCACCCUUGCAAGCGAGUACUUCAAGAAGCACUCCGAUGCUCCAUUGGUGAUUCCUGAAGUCAUGUGGUCCCAAAAGCGCAUUCUCGUCAUGGAGUUCAUCGCGGGUCGACGCCCUGACGACCUUGAAUUUCUGGACGCAAACAACAUCGACCGCGACGAAGUCUCUGCUGCCUUUGCGCAUAUUUUUAAUGAGAUGAUCUUCGGCGAUGACGCUCCGCUUCACUGUGAUCCGCAUGGUGGCAACAUUGCCAUUCGUCCCAACCCCAGCCGUCAACACCCGAACUUCGAUAUUAUCUUAUACGACCACGGCCUUUACCGCAACAUUGACCGCGACCUGCGCCGCAACUACGCCAAACUUUGGCUCGCCGUCAUUGAUGCCGAUGUCCCCCGCAUGCGCGAGUACGCGUAUAGGGUGGCUGGCGUGACUGACGAGCAGUUCCCCCUUUUCGCCAGUGCCAUCACCGGCCGUGACUACAGCGUAUUGACCAAGAAGAAUGUUGUCUCUGCGCGCACUGCGGAGGAAAAACAGGAGAUUUCUGGUGCUUUGGGCGAGGGCAUGUUGCAGCAGUUGGUCGAGUUGCUUGGCCAGGUUCCCCGAAUUAUUUUGCUGAUCCUCAAAACGAACGAUCUCACUCGCAGUCUAGAUGAAAACCUCCACACUCGCCAAGGCCCGAUGCGCACAUUCCUGAUCCUUGCACGAUACGCCACCCGUACCGUCUUUCAGGAACAUAUGGAAUGCAUUAGAGAGUCCGGUGGUAUCUUCCACUACUCGAACUUUUUCCGGUUUCUCUCGGCUUGGGCCGGGUUCCUGCGUGUCGAGGUGAAGUUGUCCAUCUAUGAGACCGUGCUGUCGCUAAAGAGCCGGUUUGGUCUACGAACAGGCUAA